Symbiodinium natans is the source of this 1713-nucleotide messenger RNA. Lineage: Eukaryota; Dinophyceae; Suessiales; Symbiodiniaceae. The record is from the annotation of a GenBank genome assembly.
AUGUCGCAGCAGCAGCGGCAGGAGUACCAGGCGCAAGCGUAUGCCCUGAUGGCAAGCAUUGAGGGCACCAGCCCCGCCAGCGAAACCUUGCGACGGCGGCUGCAGGCCUUGGCGGAGGAGGUACCGCCCCCCGGCGCCGAGGUGGAAACUGUCGAAAACCAUGAGUCCGCAGAGCUGGAGGAGGAGAUGGGCGAAGUGGAAGAGGAGUUCACGGAGGUUGACAUCGGCUGCAGCUGGACCUUGACAGGCGCCCUCAUCUUCAACAUCAUCAUGUUCUACUUUAUUAAUUACCCCGAUGACGAUAUCAAGAGGUACACAUGGUCGAUCAUCAACACCACGCUGUCCAUCUUCGUGGCCGUCAUGUCUUUCCAGGGCGUGGAUGAGAUGAUGCUGCAUUUCGUCAUCGACCCCGCGCUUGGGGUUUUCCCGAAGGGUUGGCAGGAGCUGGUCCGGGUGAUGAGUGGAUUUGUCAUCUUCCUCUUUUGGUUCGCCCUCGCCCAUACCGUGGUGGCUUAUUUUGCCGGCCUCGUCUGCAACCCCGAGGAGGAUCCAUCACAACUGAUGACAAAGAAAUGGACCGUGGCGGAUGCUAUGCGCGGCGACAACGGCGAGGUCGUGGAGGGCCACAACCUCGUCAGAGAAGGUCUGUCGAAAGGGAUCGCGACAGUCGAUGGCGUCGAAGUGUUCGUCAAAAACCGAGCCGUGCUGCAUGAAGGCUACGAGAGGCGGACAAAAUGCUGGGCGAUGCUCUUCGCACACAUGGCAGGCUUCGCGAUGAUCAGCGCAGGAGGUGAUCUCCAGCACGCAGCACCCUUCGUGAACAAUCCGGGCAUGAGCUGGGUGUCUGUGGUUCUUUGCGCGCUUUUCUUGCUGCUGCUCUUCACGGCCACUGCCUUUCUGUAUAAAGAAGGCCCGGAGUUUGAGGAAGCGCGGAAGCUUUACAAGGAGGAAGGCCUGGAUGCCGAGGACGACAUCUUUUGCCUUGCCGUGUCCUUCCUUUGCGUGCAGUCCCUGCGCUUCUCUCUCUCAGGCAGUCUUCCAUCGAAACUGGGGCUCUACCACCACCCGGAAACUGAAGAGAGCCAGCUGAUCGGUCUGUACGUCUCUGCCGUGGCUAUGGUUGGAGUGACGGUAGCUGCAGCCGUCCUACUGCGGAAAGGGCGCGUGAAGGACCUGAUCGUGGGCACUGCCUCCAUGGGUUUCGCUUGGUGUGUUCUUUUCGCAACCCGUGCAGCCUUCGACGCGUGGCCCUUCCUCCAGGAGAAGAAAAUAACACCUGCCACGAUUGAGGGGCGAGUGUUGCUGGCGAUGACACUGUCCUUGUUCGCUUGUGCUGUGAUCGUCGUGUUGGAUAAGAUCGAGGAUGGAUUGGACAAGGAAGGAGACGCCGAGCAGCUGCACAAGCUGCUCAAGAACAUCAUCACUGGGCUGAGCAUCCUCAUCGGAUUUACCUGGGAGCACACGUUUGACGGCUGCGUGGAGGCAAUAUCAUCUCUUUGGUCGAACGUACUCCUUGGCAAGCUCGUGCUCACGCUUGUCAUUGUCGUCAUUGUGGUCCCUGCGUGGAGAAGAUAUAUCUUGGCCAAGGUUGUCGACCUUCACAAAGCACAGCGCGAACGCAAGGAAGCUUUCGAGAAGCUCAAGGACGGCUACUCCCACAGAGUAAGUGACGAGUCCAGCGAAGAAGAGCCGUCAGCUCGCCUUCUUUGCUGA